CCUUGACAACUGAUUCAGUGUGAGGGAUUCUGCAACUUUUGCUGUGUUUUGACGUGGGAUUUCUCUUCAUUCUGAGUUUAAAGACGGUAAGAAGACAAACCAACAAAUUGUCGCCAACAAUGAGUCGUCUCUAUGACACUGUGGAGCCUGCUGUCAUUGAUGAAGACAUGCUACAAAAGGCAGUAGAGGAGCAAGGACCCAAGGAUGAAGCUGGACGAAUCGCUAAACAGGAAGGCAUCGACUUCACAGAUGUGACACAGCUCAGACUUGACUUCAAAAAUAUUUUGAAGGUGGAUAAUCUCUGGCAGUUCAACAACCUGGUCAAACUUCAGUUGGAUAAUAAUAUCAUAGAGAGAAUUGAGGGCCUGAAAACACUGUCAAACCUGGUGUGGCUGGAUUUGUCCUUCAACAACAUUGAGGUGAUUGAUGGACUUGACCAUUUGCCGAAGCUGGAAGAUUUGACACUCUACAACAAUAGAAUCAGUUCACUGGAGAAUAUGGACCAGCUCACAAGACUACAUGUCUUCUCCAUAGGAAACAACAACCUUGGUAAUCUGGAAAAUCUGGUCUACCUGCGGAAGUUUAAGAAUCUGCAGACCCUGAACCUCGGUGGCAAUCCAUUCUGCGAAGAUGACAACUACAAACCUUUUGUCGUUGCGCAUGUACCUACGCUCGUCUAUCUAGACUUCAGAUUGAUCGAUCAAAAUACGAGGACGGCAGCCAUGGAACAGUAUCGCUAUGCCAUUGAGGAGCUAGUGGCUGAUGAGACGGCAGUAGAAAACAAACGUAUCACACAAGAGGAGAGAGACAAAUUAUUCUCAAGGCAGAAGGAUGCCUAUGUAGAGAAUCUCGAUGGGCCACAUCUAUUUGACAGCAUGUUCACUGAUGACCCAGAGGCUCCCAAGCUAGGAGCUCUUCCAGGCGUUGAUGAACUGCUUGUUGUGUUCAAAGAGAAGAUGGUCGCUAUCUGCAAACAGGUCUUCGAGCUCGGCCUACAGGAGCAUGCCAAGAGGCAGAGAGAGGUGGAUGAAUUCUAUGCCUGCGUCAAGGAGGCCAAGGUGGAGAACAAAGAUAUGGGCAUCGUUAAGAUAGAGCAGUUCAAUAAAUACAAGAAAAAGGUGUUUGGUGACUUUGCUGUCAUCACCGAUCCCAAGAUGCUGGAGAAUAAGGUGCAGGAGUUCAACAAUGAGGUGACUAAGCUCUGGGAUAACCUGAUGGGCUUUGAGCUUCAGCUAGUGGACCAGCUAGAGGACACCAUCAGAGAUUUUGAGAGAGCAAUGGCGGACAUGGUGGCCAUCUUUGUAGAGCAGGUUCAAGGACUAAUAUCCCAGAUACGUGACUUGGAGAAUAUCCAUCAUGAGCGCAUCUUAGAGAUUGCCAUUAUCACCCUGGAGAAAUAUGUCAAGAAUGAACUGGAUGACGAGAUACCUGAAGAGCUCAGACUGUUGUUGGUUGACAAGGAUACCAUCACCAAUGCCGUCAGCGCCUCGCACGACACCCACAUGUUAAAGAUCGACAAUCGAGAAGACGACAUAAUCCAGAGGGCCAACGGUUGGUUGGCUGCACUCAUGGAGCGCAUCCACCAGGAGGAAGAGGUCACAAGGAACAGGGAUCGAGUCAAGGAGAUCAACAACUUCAUUGAUCACCUGAGGGAUGACUUGGAUAAUUUGGACCUUCAGACCGGGAUAUAAAGGGGUGUUUUUGUUGCUGUCAGCAGAGGAUAGGGAGAUAAAGGGGAGUAAAUAUAACCACUUGGUUACCAUCAGAAAGAGUUAUUUAGUCCCUGUCAACCAUUUUGUUUCAUUUUCAUUUGGAUAAUUUGGGCCCUCAGACUAGGAUAUGAGGGGUGGUUUGGGGGUGUCAGAGGAGGGGAGGUAUAGGGGAGUAAAGGUCCACUUGGAUACCUUUAGGAAGAGUUCUUAAGUCCAUGUCAAUUGUUGAUUUGUUAAUACAACUUCAUUUGGAUAACUUGGACCUUCAGACUGGGAUAUGAGGGGUGGUGUUUUUGGUGUCAGAGGAGGAGGGGGAGGUAUUGAGGAGUAAUUAAACAGCAACCACUGGAUACCAUCAGAAAGAUUUCUUUAGUUCCACCAGUAGUCGAGCAUUCUCCUGAAGAGUUUACUGUUUGAAACGUCUUUUCAGAGCCAACACUCCCACAAACGAGAUUUACACAUGGUUUUUUACCCAGGUCUACUAUUUGUUUAUGGUUUCGUUUGAAUAAUUUGAACCUUCAAACUUGGUUAUUAGGGUAGUGUAUUUAGUGUCAGAGGAGGGAAGGUUUAUGGGGUAAAAUAUCUGUUUGGGUACGACAGAAAGAGUUUUUUAGUUUCUGUCAAAGAUUUUGAUUACAACUUCAAAUAUUUGUAGGUUAAUUCAGGCCCUGGUAUCACAUUGACAUUGAACUUGCUAUUUAAUGUGUUUACUCUUCCAUGUAACUUUAAAAAAAGUUGGCUUAAUGGUGCAGAAUUCGAGUCAUUCCAACAUUCUAAUUUUCAAGGAAAAUGUAUGACUAAUCUAGUGCCAACUUUCACUGAAUUAAAGAGGAACUCACUGGCACUUUCAUUAGAGAAGGUUUGUGUUUGGUAAUCGCUCUGUAAGUUAAUGGCAAUAACAAACUUAGUUGGUUAAAAGUACAGCAGCUUUCCAUAGUAUAAAGCAUUUUGAGAAACUUAUCACUUCAAAGUUAUGUGGUUUUGUUUUUAUCCCCCAAAAUGAGAAAAGCGUUACUGCAGUAAUGUUUCUCUUAAUUGUGUCUUCCUAGAGAUUAUAAUUUCUGCCUGGAAUUACAUGUAAUCCGCUCCGAUUUUUUUAAACUCAAAAAUGCUACUGCCCUUUGAAAUGAAAGUUUCACUUGCUACUGUUAUUGUAUAAAAAUCUUCAUUUAUAAAGGAUAGAAACCAGGUUUUUUUUGUUCAGACGUUUGCUUUUGUUUGUUCUGCUUCUUGCCUGUCUGGUGAAAAGAUUGGUCUCUGACAAAAAUACAAAUAAACGGUCAAACUUUUUAUACACGAACAAGAAAAAACUACAGGCCAACUUGCAUCGUUUUUAAAUUUGCUUCCACCAAAUUUAGGAGUCUCCUAUUGGGGUUUGGUUUUGGUUUGCUAGGAGUGCUUUUUCAAACAACUUCCGUCCAUUUUGAUACCCCAUUUCCGUCCAUGUUUAAGGAUAACUGAGUUUAAAGUUUUUGUCUUAGUCAUGUAGAAUACCAUACUUGUAAAUAUUUUUGUAUAUAAAUGCUCCCUGUGACAUUUGUGUGUAUAUUUUACUGCAAAAACUGUACUGAACUUAAAUACCGCCCAUCCAAUGCGAAUUUGAGAUAUUAUGAUUAUGUUUAUAAUUCUGAUUCAAAUGUGUUGCUUCAUGAUAAUAAUAAAUAUAUCAUAUGAUAAUAAACACAAGGAUUUGUUAUUUACUUCAUGUUGUCUGUGCCAACUUAAAAUUAAUUAAGUUUUGUUGUUACAAUAUUUGGGGUUAACAGCAAACAGAGAGGACAUUGUAUUAUACAUUUCUUAAAAUAGUUUUUCCCGCCCAAUUUCAACAAAAGUACAUUAACUUUUAACAUCCGGCUCAUGAAAAUUGGUUUCAAAUUUGUUUUCCGUUGAAUCAACAUUGAACAGUCCAAGCGAAUAUUCACGCAGAAGAAUACUCCUUAAAGGAACACAAUACGCAAUCUGAGAGGCAUUACCACGGUGAUGCUUUUUAUAUUUAAAUUUUGUGGAUGAAAGUGAUAUCUUUUCCGAUAAAAAUCGUAUCACUUCCAAGUGAAAUGUUUCUCAAAAUGUAUUGUACUAAUCACAGCUCCUGUAGGUUCACAUACAAUCUCUUCAAAUGCCUAUAAAUGAAAUAGAAUGACUCACUGAAGCGAAUCUGAAUCAUAAGAAAAAUAAUGAUGUGUGUUAUGGGUUCAUUAGAUUGAGACUUCAAGGAAAGAGGCAUUAAAAUACGCACUUGACUUGUUUAAACUGUUGGUCAUGAAAUUGAGUUUGAGAACUUGUGAAAUAAGGUUAAUGUUUUUUUCUGGUUUUUUUAAACCUUUAUCUUAACCAAGUCAAGGGGGAAGACAUUGUGUUUUCUUUUGAGAUAAGUUCCUAGGUUUUGUUUUUUUACCCGAAAAGGUCAAAUUUUUAUGAAAAUUCUGUAAACGACAAAAACUUGUCUUGAAAAAAGAGGUACUUUAUUUUUUAAUAUAUGUAAUAUAUAAUAUGUAAUAUGGAAUAUGUAAUAAUAAUUAUGUUUUUCAUCAAAGCAUAAGUGAAAAGUACACUUUAAGUCCACAAUUAUGUAGUGCAGAUUUAGAGGUUUAACUUUAAACAGAAACUUUAAAAUGUUGUGGAAUUUCUUUGUGGUAUUCAUCAAGGUUAAAUAUUACUUUAUCUUCGAGCAAACUUUAAUCCUUGCUUCUGAUUGGUCAAACCAUAGCAACAAGGGUGUGAUGUUAUAAGUUAUCACACAAGUGCGAGUGGUGGAAUACGGAAAAAUAUAGCGCUUCUGCGUCCCAUAUCCAACGAGGCCGAAGGUCAAGUUGGAUUUGUGACUCAGAUGCGCUUUAUUUUCGCUAUUUCCAAGAGCGCGAGUGUGAUCACAUAUUUUUCUUCAAGCAAACUUGGCGCAAAACAUAGAACACACAAGACGCAGGUAGUGAUAUUAGCCGUGC
Messenger RNA from Asterias rubens (European starfish), 4654 nucleotides. Its product is annotated as dynein regulatory complex subunit 3-like. The record is from RefSeq and is a predicted model, not a curated record. The transcript is spliced from 12 exons. Gene Ontology annotation, molecular function: protein binding. NCBI's taxonomy places the organism in Eukaryota, Metazoa, Echinodermata, Asteroidea, Forcipulatida, Asteriidae. Bases 120 to 1691 code for a protein of 523 amino acids.